Molecule: messenger RNA, 996 nt
Organism: Penicillium crustosum
Lineage: Eukaryota; Fungi; Ascomycota; Eurotiomycetes; Eurotiales; Aspergillaceae
Product: glycosyltransferase
Exons: 3
Coding region: 1-996 (331 amino acids)
Source: RefSeq, a predicted model, not a curated record
AUGGCCAUUCCAACAAAAGAAAAGGGUAGCCGCCUCACUGACGCCAAUAUUCUAUUCGAUCUCCAAAUGUACAAGUCCGUCACCGAUUCAGACACCCGCAAUGUUUGGGCCUUCUGGGACAAAGACCUCGUCGAGGGCUCACCCAACCAUGUGUCCCAGUAUAUUCCACGAGAAAUGCUCUCAGAUGUCUUCUGGAAUCGAACAAUGACAGGUCCUCAUGUAGGACAGCAUAGCUCUGACCUUAUCCGCCUACCGCUACUCUACCUCUAUGGCGGAGUGUGGCUGGACGCCCUAUGCUUGAAUGCCUUUGAAGAUCCCGGGACUCCGUACGAGGUGGUGGCAUUCAAGGUUUCUAUGGGCCCCGAGUUAUCCUUCCUGUUCAACGGGUUCAUUGCGGUGCGGCGGGGAAGUGUCUGCAUCAAGUGUUGGCAUGGAAUUUCUGCACGCUGUGGGAUGGCGCAACGAGCUGUGUGGGGAUGCAUUCACACCCGCUGCUGGCGCAUCUGCCGGUCUACGAGCCGCCCUCGUUGGACGGAAAGCGCCCACCGUUCAUUUGACUCCAAAACGGGAUGGGACGGACCAAAGUUCUUCGAAGAGAAUCUUUUGCUCUUUGAUUGUGUGACAGAAGCAUACUGGGUGCAGGGAUUGAUGGACUGGAAUGGGAGGAAGCAGUAUGAGUUGUUGGACUUGCAACGCGGUGAGGACGGUUUGGACAAUGCGCGAGUGAAGGAGGCUGAGGCACUUGUCCAAGGUAUGCUGAGCAUGUCAUCGACAAUGAAGCUGCCACAUGGCCUUGUCACUGCAGGCCGAGAUUACUUAACUGAUAUACGGGACAAUCCAGAGAACCACGACGCGGAUAUCAGACCAGGAACGUUUGCAGCGUACUUGAGACAGGCCAGCGAGACGUUUGAGCAGACAAAAGAGCUGGUGCCGCUUAAGAUGCCUGUGAUCGAGAAGGUGCUGCUUCAGGCGGGAAUCACAGAGGUGGUUGGAUAG